AUGAAGUUCUCCGUCGUCCUUCUCUUCGCCCUCGGUGUUGUCGCCGCCGUGAUCCCGGAGGAGUCCCCCGUCGAGAUCCGCGAGGUGGAGGGCGAGGAGGAGCUCCUGACCCGCGAGGAGCCCACCGAUGAUGCCCUGUUCAAGCGCCAGUGCUCCACCUUCACGUGCCUUUCGCCCGUUCGCAUCGAGGCUGCCGCCUGCCGGUGCAGCCAGCGCAGCCCCUGCGCGCUCUACGCCUGCCGGGCCGGCGCUCGUGCCUACUGCGGUUCCGGCGUCACACGCUGCGUGCGUGCUUAA
This is a messenger RNA of Gaeumannomyces tritici R3-111a-1, 297 nucleotides long. RefSeq lists its product as hypothetical. The transcript has 2 exons. The record is from RefSeq and is a predicted model, not a curated record. NCBI's taxonomy places the organism in Eukaryota, Fungi, Ascomycota, Sordariomycetes, Magnaporthales, Magnaporthaceae. The coding region runs from base 1 to 297 and encodes 98 amino acids.